Messenger RNA from Bolinopsis microptera, 3545 nucleotides. RefSeq names its product kinesin light chain-like. The record is from RefSeq and is a predicted model, not a curated record. Gene Ontology annotation, cellular component: kinesin complex; cytoplasm. NCBI's taxonomy places the organism in Eukaryota, Metazoa, Ctenophora, Tentaculata, Lobata, Bolinopsidae. Gene Ontology annotation, biological process: microtubule-based movement. The transcript has 4 exons. The coding region runs from base 34 to 2046 and encodes 670 amino acids. Gene Ontology annotation, molecular function: kinesin binding.
UUGUUGUGGUGUUUCUUAUGGCCCGAUGGUGAGAUGGAUCAAGAAAGUAUCUUCUGUAAAGCGCGCGUCGCCGCGCAAGGUCUUGAGACCCUGCGUCAGGAGCAUCAUCGCAUGAUCGAGAACCUCAAGGCUGAACCCCUCGCAGAUGAACCAGGGACGUUGGAGCAUGAGAAGUUGCAGAUAAUACAGGGAAACCUGGAGAAGAUAGAGCUGGGACUAAACGAGGCUCAAGUCAUGAUCUCCCUCCACACUCAUGUUAACACUAUUGAGGCUGAGAAACAAAAACUACGAGCUCAGGUGAGACGGCUGUUACAGGAGAACACGUGGCUACGUGAAGAGCUGUCAAACGCCCAACACAAGCUCAUGCAGUCGGAACAGAAGGUGGCGAGUCUAGAGGAGGAUAUCGGACAACUUAGCUUCAUGAACGACAUGAAGAAGAUAGAAACGGAGAAGAAGGAGGAGAAGGAGGUGAAAGAGGAAGGAGAGGAGACGGUGGUUAAAGACCCCAGCGAGGAGGAGAACAAUCUAGAGAUAGUUCUGGGGGAUGGAGAGGGCGGGGUGGACAAUGUAAUGAACAAUGUAGAUGUAGGGUCAGGGUUCUACGAGAUACCCGCCCGACUCCGCACACUUCACAACCUUGUUAUCCAGUACGCUUCACAAGGCAGGUAUGAGGUAGCUGUACCUCUCUGUAAACAGGCUCUGGAUGAUCUGGAGAAGACCUCGGGACGUAACCACCCUGAUGUAGCGACCAUGUUGAACAUUCUAGCGCUUGUUUACCGGGAUCAGAAUAAGUUUAAGGAGGCUAGUGUGUUGCUGAAUGAAGCGCUGGCUAUCCGCGAGAAGACACUGGGUGAGGAUCACCCUGCAGUUGCAGCAACUCUCAACAACUUAGCAGUACUCUACGGUAAACGAGGCAAGUAUAAGGAAGCAGAACCUCUGUGUAAACGAGCUCUGGAGAUCAGAGAGAAGGUGCUGGGUCCAGAACAUCCUGAUGUAGCAAAACAGCUGAAUAACCUGGCUCUGUUAUGUCAGAACCAGGGUAAGUACGAGGAGGUGGAGCGUUAUUAUCAGCGUGCACUUCAGAUAUAUCAGGAGAAACUGGGUCCUGAUGAUCCUAAUGUUGCUAAAACUAAGAACAACUUGGCUUCGUGUUUCUUAAAACAGGGUAAAUACCGCCAAGCGGAGUCGCUGUACAAGGAGAUAUUGAUGCAGACCCACGCUGCUGAGUUUGGAGGUAGGAGAAGUAAUGGUGUCAAGUCUGGUUCUUGGACAGACUCUGAAGAUAAGGAUAACGAAAGUAAUGACAGUAAUUCUAUGCCGUAUGGUGACUACGGCGGGUGGCACAAAGCAGCGCGUAUUGCUAGUCCUACUGUACAAGCCACGCUCAAGAACCUCAGUGCUCUCUACCGCCGACAAGGAAAAUACGAUGCAGCAGAAACUUUGGAAGAAUGUGCCAUGCGUUCCAAAAACAAGAGUCUAAACGGUAGUGGCUUAGACCUGUCACGUGAGUCACGUGACAGCAACGUGCAUGAACGUGACAUUACGACCACACGCAAGGAAAACAGGAAGAGUUGUGGGGAUCUGAAGUAUUAUGGGUCUCGUGGAGAUCUGACUUCUUCUGAGACUAAUAAUAGUAAUCUGAAGGAGAUUCAGGAUAAGAGGCUAUCUUCUUCGAUGUGUCAACUUUCAUCUGCUAACGACACUGAUAAGAACGGUGAUCGAACCAAGAAAUUAGAAAGAAAGGGUUCAUUUCAGCGACUGCGGAGGUCAUUUAGCGGUGGAGCUUCGAAACUGCUUGGGAAAGUGAGCGGUAAAGACCAGCUGGAAAAACCAACCGACCAAAAGGUCCCCAAAUCCCCGAGAUUACAGCGCGCAGCACCGCCCGGCACCUCAGCGGGGGAACCCUACUCCUACGGAGAAUACAGUCCUAACUCGAUACAGAGCGUUGCUAAGAUGCAGCACCGUCAGUCGCUCAACAGCAUGCGGUCCAGUAUUUCCGGUUCAGGUCCUGUAAAGGUCACCUACCUGCCCGAGUCCAAAACAUGACCUGCCCUCGAGACAGGUGUCAAAGUUGUAAAUAUUGUGAAUUGUGGCAGUGAUCUUUCGUACCCGGGAUAUCUUGUACAGUGCAGCGAAAUUGUAGGUAGUUACUAACGGAAGUAACGUACUGGUAGUUACUAACACACCCCUCUCUGAAUCAGGACACACGUGCACUACUCUUAACUGGGAGGUUUAUUAUGAUACAUCAGAGACACACUCUAGUUCUACUUGCGUAAUAUCACGUGUGUUAUCACGUGACAUACGACGUGUAGUUUAGCACUUUACCCUCGUUAAACUUAAGCUAAAACUAGUGACAAUGUCCCAACGAAGUUUAUAUUAGUUUUGUAACAUAAAGGGUUUAUACAUGAUGAUGAUUUGUUUGUUGUUGACGUAAAUUUAUUGUUAAUGUUAACACCAUUAUAUUAUUGUUCCAUGAUAAGAUUUGUUCACCACACACACUAUAUCUAGUAUUGUAGGGCUGUUUUUUGUUUUAGUGUAGAUUUACGUUUUUGUUUCCAUAAUAACCACCACACCACAUUAUUGACGGUUUUAGAUAUAAUAAUAGUAGAUGUGUCGUCUUGUGUCUCUCUUUUUGGAGAUUUCUCAUUUUUUGGGUACUCACUAAAAAACGGAGAUUGCGAUUUAUGUUAAGUUUCCGUGAAGGAAAAUUGAUUAUAUUUGUGAAGGUAUGCAGUCAGAGCAGACCAAACGAUUGUGAGUGCACAUUUAUCAGUGUAGCUAUCAUGGCAACCUUCAAUUGCGCUUUUGUAUAUGUAUAUGGAAUGCUAAUUUAUGGUUUACGUCGAGUUUAAUAAUAAUAACACUAUUAUAAUAAUGUUUUAAGUUGAGUAAGGGGUCGUUCACAUAUUACGUAAUCAGCCGAGGGGGGGGGGGAUUCCAAAUGAUUACGAUAGUGUAAUUUUGACACAAUAGCUGUGUGUAAAACUGAUUACGGAGGGGGAGGGGGUUAAAAAUUGUCCAAAAAGUGAUUACGUAAUAUGUGAACGACCCAUAAGUAUUGGAAGAGUUAUUUGAGGCAUUACGUUAGAUGGGCAGCGGUGAAGAAGGCCGAGCACACAACAUCUUCAAUGAUGUACGAAUAGUGAUAUGUGAGUAAAAUGACACAAGUGCACUAUGUAAUGUCAAUAAUGUGCUGUAAUGCAAUGAAGAAACCCAACAGGUUCCCGCACUUAAUAUCGAGGUAAAUACCUAACGGAAACAUGCUUGGUUGUGCUUGAAUCAAUAUGGCAUGUUAAGCAGAAGGUGUUAAAAAUAUUUGACUGAAAUGUGCUCAAACUAUCUCAUCAUUUGAAGAAAGCUUUAACAUAAUGUCUGGAGGGUCACCCGUCUGGAGAUUUUAAAUCAUAAUCAUUGUCAAAAUGUUAUAAUUGAUGGUUUUUACUUGUAGCCCUUGAAAAUGUGAUUGUACUAGGUUCAUUGACCAUGUGAAGUACUAACUAUGUCAAUAUACAUUGAUUGUAGAUUUUUAUACUGAUUCAGAAUUA